Ipomoea triloba (trilobed morning glory) is the source of this 1307-nucleotide messenger RNA. RefSeq names its product 1-aminocyclopropane-1-carboxylate oxidase 1. The record is from RefSeq and is a predicted model, not a curated record. The transcript has 3 exons. The coding region runs from base 221 to 1138 and encodes 305 amino acids. NCBI's taxonomy places the organism in Eukaryota, Viridiplantae, Streptophyta, Magnoliopsida, Solanales, Convolvulaceae.
GUCCCAAUGUACUGAAUAAUGUCUUUUUUUUUUUAACUGCGAUUACCAUUUCUUGCCCACCCAAAAUCGUACGUCAGAAAUUUACUGAGUUACCCGUAGAGGUCUGCAAUGCCACUUCUUGAAAUUUUAUUGAAACCAGCAAGAAUUUUCAACCCUCUUUCCUGUGGCUAUAUAUAGCCCUCACUCACACUUGCAUUUCCAUUCAUUCCCUGAUAGAGAAAUGGAGAUGGAGAUCCCUGUUAUUGACUUCAGUAAGCUAGCUGGUGAGGAGAGAAGCAAAACCAUGAAACUUCUCCACCAUGCUUGUGAGAGAUGGGGAUUCUUUAUGGUAGAGAAUCAUGGAGUUGACACAGAGUUGAUGGAGAAUGUGAAGCAGAUGGUGACACAGCAUUAUGAACACAGCUUGAAGGAAAGCUUUUAUGGCUCAGAUGUUGUCAAGUGUGUGGAGAAUAAGAAAGAGAGUAUCAGAGAUGCAGACUGGGAAAGCACUUACUUCAUUUGGCAUCAUCCAACUUCCAACAUCAAUCAACUCAAAAACUUUCCAAACAACUUUGGCAAAACAAUGGAGCAGUACAUUGAACAGCUGAUGAAGCUAGCAGAGAACCUUUCAGAACUCAUGUGUGAGAACCUAGGACUUGAAAAGAACCACAUUAAAGAAUCAUUUUCAGGGAGCAAGGGCCAAUCCAUUGGAACCAAGGUGGCAAUCUACCCAGAAUGCCCAAACCCUGAACUAGUUAGAGGGCUUAGAGAACACACAGAUGCAGGUGGCAUCAUUCUGCUGCUGCAGGAUGAUCAAGUCCCCGGCCUCGAGUUCUUCAAGGAUGAACAAUGGGUGAAGAUUCCACCCUCCAAGAACAACAGAAUCUUUGUCAACACAGGGGAUCAGCUGGAGAUUCUGAGCAAUGGGAUGUACAAGAGCACUCUGCAUAGGGUGUUGGCACAAAAUGAUGGAAACAGACUGUCUAUUGCUACCUUCUAUAACCCUGCAUCUGAUGCCAUGAUUUCUCCUGCACCAAAGCUCUUGUACCCUGAGAAUGUCUGCUUCCAAGACUAUCUGAAGCACUAUGGAAGCACCAAGUUUGGAGAGAAGGGCCCGAGGUUCGAGACGAUGAAGAAACUGCAGGCCAAUGGGCAUUAAUCUGCACUCUAAAGCAUGUGUUUUCUUUCAGUUGUUCUUGUGUGUUUAAAUGGCCUUUUAAUUUGCAGUCUAUGAGAAGCUGAUGCAUGUGUGUACAGCUUCAUAUAUAGUUCACAUGAUUGAGGAAAUGUUCUGAUGGUAUGCAAAAGUAUCAAUCUUCUUAACGGUU